Messenger RNA from Cucurbita maxima (winter squash), 1914 nucleotides. Its product is annotated as lycopene beta cyclase, chloroplastic/chromoplastic-like. Gene Ontology annotation, biological process: carotenoid biosynthetic process. The transcript has 2 exons. Bases 57 to 1742 code for a protein of 561 amino acids. The record is from RefSeq and is a predicted model, not a curated record. Gene Ontology annotation, molecular function: oxidoreductase activity, acting on paired donors, with incorporation or reduction of molecular oxygen. Lineage: Eukaryota; Viridiplantae; Streptophyta; Magnoliopsida; Cucurbitales; Cucurbitaceae.
UGAGCGAGCGAUGUUCACGCCAAUUGUCACCACCAUUAAUUGGCAAGUACGGGGCCAUGCCCCAAGUGGGGACACGCCCAAAUCCCCAAUCUUCUCCAAUUCCUCUAAUUUCCAUCUCUUGGAGAAGAGUGGACGGCAGCGUCAGUUCAUCAAUUGGGCACUGGCCACACGCAUUCCACAUCUCUCCAAUCCACUGGAACCAAAUGGAGCUCCUUCCGCCUCCUCAGUGUGUUUUGUCUAGGGUUUUGGGAGUGAAAACCAUGGAUUCUUUGCUUAAAAUCAAUACCAAAUAUGGUUUUAUGCAACCAUUACAUGGGGUUUCUGAAAAAUUGAAUGGUUUGAGGAGUACAAAGUUUCAUAAGAUUCAAAGGAAAAAAGGGGGUUGUGUCAAUGUGAGAAGCAGUGCUCUUUUGGAGCUUGUUCCUGAGGCCAAGAAGGAGACUCUUGAGGUUGAGCUUCCCAUGUACGAUCCGUCGAGAGGCCUCGUCGUCGAUCUUGCAGUUGUGGGAGGUGGCCCUGCAGGGCUUGCUGUUGCACAGCAGGUUUCAGAGGCAGGGCUUUCAGUUUGUUCAAUUGAUCCAUCUCCCAAGUUGAUUUGGCCUAACAAUUAUGGAGUUUGGGUGGAUGAGUUUGAGGCAAUGGAUUUGCUCGACUGCCUCGACACGACAUGGUCUGGUGCUGUCGUGUUCAUGAAUGAACAAUCGACGAAAGAUCUUGGUCGACCUUAUGGGAGGGUUAAUAGAAAGCAGCUUAAGUCAAAAAUUUUGCAAAAGUGCAUUGCCAAUGGUGUUAAGUUUCAUGAAGCUAAAGUUGUUAAAGUUAUACAUGAGGAGUUUAAAUCUUUGCUAAUUUGUAAUGAUGGUGUGACCAUUCAAGCUGCCAUUGUUCUUGAUGCUACUGGCUUCUCUCGAUGCCUCGUUCGAUACGAUGAGCCUUACAAUCCAGGCUACCAAGUAGCAUAUGGGAUUUUAGCCGAGGUCGAGGAACAUCCGUUUGACGUUGACAAGAUGGUGUUUAUGGACUGGAGGGAUUCACAUUUGGAUAACAAUAUGGUUUUGAAGGAGAGAAAUAGCAAAAUUCCCACGUUUCUCUAUGCAAUGCCCUUUUCGUCGAAUCGAAUAUUUCUCGAAGAAACUUCUUUGGUAGCUCGACCGGGACUACAGAUGAGUGAUAUCCAGGAAAGAAUGGAUGCAAGAUUGAAGCACUUAGGCAUAAAAGUGAAGAGCAUUGAAGAAGAUGAGCACUGUGUCAUUCCAAUGGGUGGACAACUGCCCGUUCUUCCUCAAAGAGUCGUUGGAAUCGGAGGAACGGCGGGGAUGGUGCACCCUUCGACGGGAUAUAUGGUAGCAAGAACUCUAGCAGCAGCACCUAUUGUUGCCAGUGCAAUAGUUCGGUGUCUUCGUUCGGAUGGACGUUUCAGGGGAGACGAGAUAUCGUCUGAAGUUUGGAGAGAUUUAUGGCCUAUCGAACGGAGGAGACAGAGGGAGUUUUUCUGUUUCGGGAUGGAUAUCUUGUUGAAGCUUGAUCUAAAGGGAACAAGAAGGUUUUUUGAUGCAUUUUUCGAUCUUGAACCUCGUUAUUGGCACGGUUUCUUGUCGUCUCGACUGUUUCUUCCCGAGCUGAUACUCUUUGGACUUUCCUUAUUCUCUCACGCAUCGAAUGCUUCUCGAGUUGAAAUCAUGGCAAAAGGAACUCCGUCUUUGGUAAACAUGAUUGGAAAUCUCGUAAAGGAUAGAGACUAAGAUGAAUGUAGAGUUCUUUGUUGUAAGCUAAUCAUACUGAUGAACUUGUUCAUAAGUUUAUGAAUUUGCUAUAACUUAUUAGCCACCAUCUCCUUAGCAUGUUGUUCUUAGUUCACACCUUAUAUAGUUUAUCAUAGAACAGAAGUUCUUCAAAACUUACCUAUCAGUGUAU